Zootoca vivipara (common lizard) is the source of this 3022-nucleotide messenger RNA. It is a transcript of the gene MED17, whose product is annotated as mediator complex subunit 17. Lineage: Eukaryota; Metazoa; Chordata; Lepidosauria; Squamata; Lacertidae. The record is from RefSeq and is a predicted model, not a curated record. Gene Ontology annotation, cellular component: mediator complex; core mediator complex. Gene Ontology annotation, molecular function: transcription coregulator activity. Gene Ontology annotation, biological process: regulation of transcription by RNA polymerase II.
UUCUCACGCACAGAGCCGCUGAGGAGGGAAACCUGAUUCGCUGCUCUGCCUCGUCCCUCCGCAGGCACCGUAGCCCUUAACGCGCAUGCUCGGCGAGGCCUUCUCGAACACUUGAACGCAGAGCCUCUGAGGAGACCCAAGCUGAGGCGAAGAUGUCGGGGGUCCCCGCGGUGCGGAUCAGCAUCGAGUCCGCCUGCGAGAAGCAUGUGCAGGAGGUGGGCCUGGACGGGAGCGAGACCUACCUGCAGCCGCUCUCCAUGUCGCAGAACUUGGCCCGCCUGGCGCAGCGCAUCGACUUCAGCCAGGGCAGCUCCGGCUCCGAGGAGGACGAGCCCGCGCCGGCCGCCGGGGGAAGAGAGUGGCCCGGAGCCGCAGGAGGGGAUGAGGAGGAGGAGGAAGGUUUGGUAAAGUUCCAGCCUUCGCUCUGGCCCUGGGAUUCAGUGAGGAAUAACUUAAGAAGCGCUUUGACAGAGAUGUGUGUGCUCUAUGAUGUUCUCAGCAUUGUCAAGGAUAAAAAAUUCAUGACUCUGGAUCCAGUUGUGCAAGAACCACUUACCCCAAAACAGAAUCAAGUUUUGCAGCUGAUCUCCAAGAAGAAGUCGUUAGCUGGAGCAGCCCAAAUUCUUCUGAAGGGAGCAGAAAGGUUAUCUAAAUCGGUUGCAGAGAGCCAGGAAAAUAAGCGGCAGAGAGACUUCAACUCUGAGUUACUAAGACUGAGGCAGCACUGGAAGUUGAGGAAGGUUGGGGAUAAGAUCCUUGGGGACUUGAGCUACAAAAGUGCAGGGUCUCUCUUUCCUCAUCACGGUACAUUUGAGGUCAUAAAAAACACAGACAUUGAUUUGGAUAAAAAGAUUCCUGAAGAUUACUGUCCAUUGGAUGUUCAAAUCCCAAGUGAUUUAGAGGGAUCUGCCUAUAUAAAGGUGUCUAUUCAGAAGCAAGCACCCGAUAUAGGGGAUCUUGGUACAGUAAAUCUGUUUAAAAGGCCGCUUCUGAAAUCAAAGCCAGGGGCUCUGCAUUGGCAAACGAAGCUGGAGACGGCACAGAAUGUAUUGCUGUGUAAAGAAAUCUUUGCUCAACUGUCUCGAGAAGCUGUACAAAUUAAAUCUCAGAUUCCCCACAUAGUUGUGAAGAACCAAAUAAUUUCUCAGCCAUUUCCAGGCUUGCAGCUGUCCAUUUCCUUGUGUCACUCUUCAGAUGACAAGAAAUCCCAGAAAUCUGCUUCCGAUAAGCAAAGUCCAGAGGAUCAUCUUUACGUUCUAGAGCAUAAUUUGCACCAGCUGAUUAGAGAGUUUCACAAGCAGACCCUGAGCUCCACCAUGAUGCCUCACCCAGCUAGUGCACCUUUUGGCCAUAAGAGAAUGAGACUAGCGGGGCCUCAGGCUUUUGAUAAAAAUGAAAUCAAUUCCUUGCAACCAAGUGAGGGGCUGCUAGAGAAGAUUAUAAAGCAGGCAAAACACAUCUUUCUGAGACGCAGAACUGCUCGAACCAUCGACAGUCUUGCCAGCCGUAUUGAGGAUCCACAAAUUCAGGCGCACUGGUCAAACAUCAAUGAUGUCUAUGAAUCAAGUGUCAAAGUCCUGAUCACCUCUCAAGGUUAUGAGCAGAUAUGCAAGUCCAUUCAGUUGCAACUAAAUAUUGGCGUUGAGCAGAUCCGAGUAGUACAUAGAGACGGAAGAGUAAUUACGCUAUCCCACCAAGAACAAGAGUUACAAGAUUUUCUUCUCUCUCAGAUGUCACAGCAUCAAGUGCAUGCAGUCCAGCAGUUGGCCAAAGUUAUGGGAUGGCAUGUGCUCAGUUUUGGUAAUCACGUGGGUCUGGGCCCAGUGGAGAGCAUUGGCAAUGCGUCGGCCAUAACUGUGGCGUCACCAAAUGGAGACUAUUCUAUUUCAGUACGCAAUGGUCCAGAAAGCGGCACUAAGAUUAUGGUUCAGUUCCCACGCUCCCAGUGCAAAGACCUCCCCAAAAGCGACGUGCUUCAAGACAGCAAAUGGAACAACCUUCGUGGCCCAUUCAAAGAGGUUCAAUGGAACAAGAUGGAAGGACGCAACUUUGUGUACAAAAUGGAGCUCCUCAUGGCAGCCUUGACACCCUGCUCUUAGGCUUAGCGACGAAACAAAAAGGACUAUUGUUUUGGCACAAAAGGGAAUGACUCUUAUACACUCCUGAUGGUUCUAAAGUUGCAUAACGUGUGAAACGUCAUUCAUUUCAUUUUUCUCCUCCCCCCAGAAGCAAUUUCUGGAAGCAAUUUCUCCUGCCAUUUCUGAAUGUUGAAUUACACUGCUGUUGUCUUGCUCGAGUCCAAAGUCCUUGAUGAAUAGUUCACGAGAUUUGCAAAAUGGAAGUCCUCUUUGCCCCAUCUUUAUAAAGGGAUUACCUGGGCUGCUUCUGUAGAAAAUGUGGUUAUGCCCAGUUUAGCAAGGGCAGCCCAGAACAGGCUGGAACAUUUCCAUUUAGAGGAGGUCUUUGCCAUAGCAGUAGUUAUUUCUGCAGUGCUCAGAUCCGCAUCUGUGACUUUUGAUGUCACAGAUGUAUGUUCAGGUAAUAACUCUUUAUUAAUGAUGAUCAAAACACUUAACAAGGCAGCUUAUUUGUCAGUUUUAUUCCUGAAACAUUCACCAACAGCCACAGCUAAAGACAGUUGCGAGCACCAUUUCGUUUAACCAUUCUAUUGGAAUGCUAUUGUCAUUCCAAAGACAUACAAGCACAGGGAAUUAAAUGCAAAAUAUCAAUGCAAGCUUGUGGCAUAGUGUAUGCAGUACUGUAUUUAGAAGUUAGAAAGCCGUAUUAAAAUCCCCACUGAGCCAUAUCACUCUUAGCCUGACCUACCUCACAAGGUGGUUGUGAGGACAAAAUGAGAUGAUCCCCAUCUACACCGUCCUGAGUGCCAGAAAAACAGGGGAGGGAUAGAAAUAAGUAAAUGGGAUGCUCAUCUUGUCGUCUAACAUCAAAAGGUCAAUGAAAGAACUUGAACUUCAUCAUUCUAAUGUUGGUUUAUUCUUUAAAUUAAAAACCCAAUCAUCGG